Fusarium falciforme is the source of this 1329-nucleotide messenger RNA. RefSeq lists its product as hypothetical. The record is from RefSeq and is a predicted model, not a curated record. The transcript is spliced from 4 exons. Gene Ontology annotation, molecular function: iron ion binding; monooxygenase activity; oxidoreductase activity, acting on paired donors, with incorporation or reduction of molecular oxygen. The coding region runs from base 1 to 1329 and encodes 442 amino acids. NCBI's taxonomy places the organism in Eukaryota, Fungi, Ascomycota, Sordariomycetes, Hypocreales, Nectriaceae.
AUGCAGCCGUCAUGCCAGAGUAUUCUUCUGAAUACAAAACCGGCCGUGGCUGUACCGACUCUGCUUCUACUAAGCCUUUUCGGGUACUUAUUAUGGAGCACCAUUUACAACCUUUGCAUCCAUCCGCUCAAGCGUUUCCCCGGACCAAAGUCUUGGGCGACCAGCCGUAUCCCAUACACGAGAAGCUAUCUUUCUGGAAGCGCUCAUAAGAAUUUCCACAAACUUCACCAAAAGUACGGCCCUGUUGUCCGCGUGGCGCCGGACGAGCUGUCCUUCACCUCGACAGAAGCAUGGAAAGAAAUCAUGGGUCACCGCAAGGACUCCAGUGAUGAGAAUGCUAAAGACGUCGUCUUUUCGGCAGGGUGGGAGAAUACCAUUUUAGGGGCCAAUCGCGAUGACCACAGGCGCUAUCGUCGAAUCCUCUCCAAUGGCUUCUCGGCCAAGGCCAUGAUGAUGAAAUAUGUUGACCUGCUGUUACAGCGACUGCACGAGCACUGCAACGAUGGGAAAAAGGCGCUCGAUUUGGUUUCUUGGUACAACUUUACAACUUUCGACAUCAUUGGCGAUCUCGCCUUUGGAGAAUCUUUCGGCUGUCUCGACAACUCUGACUACCAUCCGUGGGUAUCCUUGAUUUUCCAGUCGGUCAAGGCAGGCUCCUUCAUGACGUCGAUGAGACGACUAGGACGUGGUUUGAAUAUUCUGAACUGGCUCAUUCCCCGUCAGCUGCUUCAAACGAGGGAACAGCAUAUGCGGCUGGUGCAAGAAAAUGUGGCUCAGCGACUGGCCACCAACAUUGAUCGACCCGACUUCAUGGACACCAUGGUCCGCAAGGAAGGCGCCCUGAAAAUGUCCCUGGAUGAAAUACAGGCCCAUGCCAACGUUCUCAUCUUGGCCGGAUCCGAAACAACUGCCACCACGCUAUCUGGUACGACAUAUCUUUUAUGCACGCAUUCCGCCGUUCUUAGCAAGCUCGCGACAGAGGUUCGCACUACCUUCAAGAGCGAGAAAGAUAUCGACCUUUUCAGCGUCCAGAAAUUGCCGUACAUGCUGGCGAUGCUAGACGAGGCGAUGCGAAUAUAUCCACCAGUGCCAAGCGUCAUUCCGCGCACAACGCCCCCCCGCGGCAAUGUGGUACUAGACGAGUAUCUGCCCGGCAAUGUCAAGUUGGGAAUCUGGCAGUGGGCCUUGAACCGUGACCCCAACAACUUCACCGACCCCGAGACUUUUAUCCCAGAACGUUGGCUUGGUGACCCGAGAUUCGCCAACGACAAGACCGAUGCCCUACAGCCGUUCUCCUAUGGUCCACGUAACUGCAUAGGGAAGAAGUAA